GUCACCACAACUUUUGGAUGUAUUAGAAUUAUUUGAGGUUAUGCUACUCGUAUUUUGGAAACUUCAGUCCAACGAGAUAGAAAAUAGUAUUUCGUUGCUUCAGCCCUAAUGACCAACAAGCAAGACGUCAAAUAUUCCGAUUUCAAUCAAAUUUGUCGAAUAUGCCUUGUAAAAUGUGCGGAAUUAACGUCGAUAUUUCAGUCUGCAAUGUACGAAACGAUGAUCUCCCUCACCUCGCUUCAGAUUCGAGAAAACGACGGUCUUCCACAAUCGAUAUGUGCGAAGUGCGCGGGCCAGCUUCUCGGUAUAUUCUCGUUCAGGAGACGUUGCGAGGAGAGCGACUAUGUCCUGAGGUCCAUUAGCGAGGCGUUCGCGGUGGGAGUCCGCGAAACGCCAGAUAAUUGUGUCAAGGUUGGUGGACACGUUUGCACAGUGUGCACGAAGGAGUUUAAGAGCGCAAACGUGCUUAAACGACACGUCCGACUGCAUAGUGUGGAAAAGAAGCACGUCUGCUCGACUUGCGGUAAGCGAUUUUACAGCGCAACCGAUCUAACAAUCCACACUCGAACUCACACCGGCGAAAAGCCACUACAAUGUAAAGUUUGCCUGAAGGCGUUCUCGGACCCGCGCGGAUUGAAUAGUCACAUGAAGACUCACACGGGUGCCCGGCCGUACAAAUGCGAUGUUUGCGGCAAACAGUUUGCGCAUUCUUUCGUGCUCAAGACCCACACGAGGAUUCAUACAGCCGAACGGCCCUACGUGUGUUCGAUGUGCGGCAAGACGUUUGUGUACGCCCACAAUUUGGCGAUUCACACGCGAACGCAUACGGGUGAAAGGCCGUACGCGUGCGUCGAGUGUUCGAAAACAUUCAGUUCGAGCUCCACCUUGUCGGCCCAUAUGAUCGUUCAUACCGGAGAGAAAAGAUUUAUCUGCAGCGUUUGCGGGAAGAAGGUGGCACGCUCCGGCGACCUCGCAAUUCACAUGCGCAGCCACACCGGAGAAAAGCCCUACAAGUGCGGCCUGUGCAGCAAGCGUUACCGAAUGUCGUGCCACUUAAGGGCGCACAUGAAAUCGCACACAGGCGAAAGGGAUCACGUUUGCGAGGUAUGCGGAAAGGCGUUCGCCGAUUCCAGAGUCCUACGCUCGCACAUGACCACGCAUACCGGUGAAAAACUGCACGUUUGCGACGUAUGCGGGCGCAGCUUCGGGCAUUACAGUACGCUGUCGAGUCACCGUAAAGUGCAUCGGACGAAGGAGCUCCUCUCUCCCCAGCCUGACGAAUAUAAAUUAAUAAUUGACGAAACAAAGUUGGAGUAUUAAUUGUAUAAUUACAACAAUUACAAAGUUUCUUAUUAGUGCACCCGUUUCUGCCGUACGAACGCCGCCUAGGAGUAGAUCAUUUGUCUCGGAAGGUGAUUGUUAGCGAU
Photinus pyralis (common eastern firefly) is the source of this 1427-nucleotide messenger RNA. RefSeq names its product zinc finger protein 664-like. The record is from RefSeq and is a predicted model, not a curated record. Gene Ontology annotation, cellular component: nucleus. Bases 109 to 1320 code for a protein of 403 amino acids. Gene Ontology annotation, molecular function: DNA-binding transcription factor activity, RNA polymerase II-specific; zinc ion binding; RNA polymerase II cis-regulatory region sequence-specific DNA binding. Lineage: Eukaryota; Metazoa; Arthropoda; Insecta; Coleoptera; Lampyridae. The transcript has 6 exons. Gene Ontology annotation, biological process: regulation of transcription by RNA polymerase II.